ACGAGUUUCAUUCCACCCACUCCCCACACUUCCUCUCCCAGCGUUUUUCCUCCUCUUUGUAUGAGUUACCAUCUCCGGCGCCGGUGAUCGGCGUUGAAAUCUUACACCUUCGUUCCUUCAUCUACACGGCUGAGAUACGAGUUGGGAAACAAAAACCCUAGUUCGCUUCUUCUCUAACGAUCUUCCUCGAAUCUUUGAAUACACAGGAGGAGACAAUGCAAUCACGAAACGUCAAUUAUACCACUAGAUGUGCUCCGUCAAAGUUUUUUGAUUUUAUGAAUGAAGUAAAACUAAAAGAUGAGCAUAUUAAAGCAAUAGCAGAUACCCCCUUUAAAGAAUUUAUGCGUUUCCCAAGGUUGCCAGUUCAACGCACAUUUCUAAACAGUAUUCUUGAUAGAUGGGAUAAUGCAAGUAGUUGUUUCAUCCUUGGAGGAAAGAGGGUCUUUAUUAAACCCCAAGACAUUGUUGUAAUAUUGGGGUUGAGUAUGAGAGGAGAAUAUAUAGAUUUAAAGAAGAAAUUGGAUGAUUGUGAUAAACAAUUAAAAGACAAGUAUUUUCCAAAUGUUCUUCUUUCGAGAAAUUUGAUGGAGGAGAAUAUUAAGAAGUUGUUGGAACAAAGUUUGGAAGAGUCUUUAACUGACUUUACCAAACUUUUCAUUUUAUAUAUAUUCAAUACAAUUCUAUUUCCAAAUGCUAGUCAAACAACUCCUAAAUUCCUAUUGCACUAUGUGAAUAACUUGGAAAAAAUGCAUAGUUAUGCAUGGGCAACUGCUGUUUACGAGUUUUUGGUUAGAAGUAUUUCUGAAGGUGCGAAGAAAAAGAAGGGAUACGUGAAUGGAUGUGUCAUGAUUUUGGAACCAUGGUUACGUGAGCACAUUAUUCUUCAGCCAGGGUUAACAACCAAAAUGGUGUAUCCACGUUUGUUGAGAUGGGUCGGAAACAAUUAUCAACAAGCUGGCACACAUAAAAAAUACAUAAAUAGUCUCAUCCACACUCAGGUUACCGAAGAUAUAACGCUUACAAACGAGGAGAAAAUCCUACUACCUCCUGAUAAAUCAAACAUGGUUGAAGAAAUACGUCGGUAUUUGGAACCUGUACUUUUAAGGAUUGAAGAGAAAAUUGACACAAUGUUGGUUCUACCUACCCAACUGCAAAAGCUAAGAUCAGAAGAGAAGUAGGGAAGAGAAGGCCACAGCAAAAGCUGCUCGGAUGAAAUCAACAGCUGAUACUGACACCUCCUCAAGCUCCAGUGAAUCAAGAGAAUGCAAAUGCAAAGAGGCGGUCAACGCGAGCCGCCUGAGAAGCAUCGCCGCAGCGAAAGCCGCUCUGAUGGAAUCAGUGGCUGAUACUGACACCUCCUCGAGCUCCACUGAAUCUAGCGAAAGCGAGUGCGAGGAUUUGGUCAACAUGAGCUGCCUGAGCAGCACAUCUAUCGCAUGACUCAAAACAGAUCAGCCACAAGCAAUUCUAGCAGAUGCAUCAACAUCCACUUCAAGUGUAUCCACCCAAUAACAUAAGAUGGAAGAGGCGAUCGGAAACUGCAUUUUUUGAACUUUUUGGUAAGAAUGUAGUUAUGUUAAUAGCAGCAGUAGUAGAAACAGCAUAGUAGUAAGAACAUCAGCAGAGAGGAUUGAGGUUUUCCUGGGGGGAAAGUGCAAGAAAUCAGGGGUCCUGUAGUUGUUGGAUUAAUUCAAGAGGGCACGUGUCAAGGGAGCUGUUGUUGGUGCAAGUGCAUGGACAGUCCAGAGACAGACUGAUUGUGCAAGUUCUGAAUAUCUCAGAUGGAAACAUUGUUGACGAUACGACGACUAAUCCUCUAUGCAUAGGUGUUGGUUUAGAGGAUGUGGAUAUAAUUUUGGCUUAAUUUCUUUUGGGCGGGUGUGUAUCUGUUGGCAGCAGCUUGAAUUAGCUUUUUCUCCUCAGAUACUGCUCUUGUUUGAAAUUAAAACCUAUGCUUGGAUUGGAAGAAAGAAGUGGGCUUUGUUGUUGAUCAUGGGUUUAAGACUCAGCAACUAAGAUCAACUUGUUCAGUCCUGGUCGAGUUGCGACUUGGCUAACUUAUCCCCUAUUUUCAGUUCGGACUAUUAGUUCUGCUUAACUCGAGUCUUCUGAGUCUUAAAGCCUUGAUACAAAUGUAAAUACUAAAACGUGUAUUCAUCAAUGGAUAUGAUUGGGUUUGUUAGAA
Magnolia sinica is the source of this 2185-nucleotide messenger RNA. RefSeq lists its product as uncharacterized. Bases 216 to 1178 code for a protein of 320 amino acids. The transcript has 6 exons. The record is from RefSeq and is a predicted model, not a curated record. Lineage: Eukaryota; Viridiplantae; Streptophyta; Magnoliopsida; Magnoliales; Magnoliaceae.